UUCAUUUUUCUUGUCUUUUUUCCGUUACUUAAUUUUUAAGAAACUUUUUCUAUGAAAGAAAUUCUUUUACAAUAAAAGAAGAAAAAUUGUGCAAAGUAUCAUAAUCGAAAUUAGUAAAAUUUGUCAACGGAAAACGUGAGUGAUCGGUAAAGAACUUUUUACGAAUGAUCAAAAUUGGCAAUUUUGGAAAAAAAAUUUCUAUAGUGAAGGGACAAUAGUUGAAUGUUAUUUUUAAUUAAUUUUUUUUAAAUUCGAAUAAACGAAUUAUUUAUUUGUAAUAACAAGUUGAGAAUUUUAAGUGAUGUUCGUUGUUAAAAAAGACGUUGAUAGUGAAGUGUGAGUAAAAGAAGAGAAAAAUAUUGUGAAGUGCAACAUUUUUUGUUUUUGCUAAAGAAAAAGAAGAAGGAGAAGAAUUUUUUUGCGAAAAAAUGACGGAGCCGUUACCGAGGGAUAUGGAUGCACACAUUGUGACACUUUUAAGUAAAAUUUCAGCUUUGAGGGAUAAUAAUAAUGAACUUGUGGUGCAAAGAAGACCGUCGAUGUCGAUUGAAGUGUGGAGUCUAGAACUUUGGAGGGCCGUUGCUGUCGAGUGUUUUGCAACUUUUCUCUUCAGUUUCGUGGUUUCCGGUGCAACAAACGCCUCAAAUGUUUAUGGCAGUGGAUUAUCUGUCCUGUCCACUGCUGUAGCCGCUGGGCUUGGCAUUGCAGCCAUAGCCCUUAUUUUUGGGCCCAUUAGUGGGGGACAUGUAAAUCCUGCGGUAUCCGUGUCCUUUGCUUUGGCCAACAGAAUAUCACCACUUCGAGCUGCCCUGUAUAUUGCAGCUCAAUGUGGUGGCGGAAUAGCAGGAGCUGCCAUGAUGUAUGGAGUGACGAUGCCCACUGCAUCGCAAUCCGGAAGAUUGGCGGGUCCAGUUGAAAGACUUCUAGUCGAAUUAUCUCUUUCGGUUUUAAUUGUUCUGGCCCAUUUUACGGCCGACUCGAGAAGAAAUCUGCCCGCAUUUUUGACAACAAAACCUGCUGCUGUCUUAGCCGCGGCCUAUGCAUCUGCAACUCUUGUUCAUAAUCCAAAUUUGAAUCCGGCACGAGCACUGGGACCGGCAUUUGUCAUGAACAAAUGGGAUGCACAUUGGGUGUAUUGGGUUGGACCAAUAGCCGGUGGUGCAAUAGCAGUUCUCCUCCACGAAUACGUACUGAAUCCAAGAAGAUCACGAGACUCGCGUGAGAUGGACGACGGUGAUAAUUCAUCGAUUCGAUCGGACGAGGACACCUACGACGACUUGGAUAAACAAACAGGACCAAAAUUCCCCGGAUCUUAUGCGACCUAUCGACCCGUUGCUGGUGCAUCGUCCUCAAUCUACAGUCCUCCACCGUCAGCCCUCGAACGUGUCGAGUCCAUUUACGGUGGCACCAAGUCCCUCUACUGCAAAUCCCCACCUCUGACCAGGGCUAAUUUGAACCGGUCUCAAAGCGUCUACGCUAAAUCUACAUCAGGAACCAGGGACGGACUCAUGUUCCCAAAACCAGGACCACUUGUUCCAGCACAAAGUCUCUAUCCCAUAAGAAUUGGAACACACACAUCGCAGAAUUUCAUCAAUCGCGACACAACAACAGCAACAACAACAAUAACAACUCCUCAUCAUCAUCAAAAUUCCCAAAGUUCACAAACAAAUACUCAGAGUCAAUCGCAAAAUCACAACAGUACCAAUCAGAAUAUGCAAAAUCAAUUACAACAGUGUACACAAAGUAUCUAUGGUGUCAGAGGAAUUUCCACAAGUCUAAGUAAUAGGGACAAUGGUGUUUAUGGUGUUUCAACAGGAACGAAUAUUUAUGGACGAGCGCCAGCUCCACCACCUGAGAGGCAGAGUUCGCAGCAGAGUACACCGAGUCAAUCGUCAACACCGCAAAAUCCAAAUCAGAAUCAUCAGAAUCAAGCGAUUGGACCUCUUAAUACUAGUGACAAUGGCAGUAGUUCGAGACGACCGGAAAGUAUGUAUGGUCAUACCGCGAGACGUAGUGAUGAUUCGGCUUAUGGUAGCUAUCAGAGUUCAAACAGGGGAAACUAUGGUAAAGCACCAGGACCACCUCCCCUACUUAAUGGACCACCAUGUCCUCCUCAGUACAGGGAUGGAAGACCAAGUCCUGCUGGACCUAUUCAACAAAAUCAGAAUCAGCACAGCAAUUUCCAGAGGAAUUCACCUAAUCCACAGUACUGAUGUCAUCAGAGUCAUCGCAAAAAAUCGCGAUCUAAUCGAGCCAACAGGGCCGAAUUGUUUUUCUAAAUGGACUUGUUUUUUUCGAAAUCCGUUCUCCUCUUUUGUAUCAUAAGACUGGAUUUUAGGAGAGAAAAAAAUUGUCGAGAUGUUCAGAUCGAUACAAGUCAGACGUUUUUUCUCGGGAUUUACUUUUAAAAAAAGGAUGAGAAAGCAUUUAACAUUAUUUAUAAUGCGUCAUAAGUAAACAAAUUUUUCUUUGAGCUAUUUUCAAAAAAAAGGGAGAAAAAUAAAAGGUAACUUUUACUACUUUGAAAAGUAAACAAUAUACUGUGAUUCCUUCGCAUUUCUGUUGGUAAUUCCAACUGGUAGCGGAGUAAAUUUUAUUAACCAAGUUUUAUUUAAAAUUAAUAGUUUAUUCGAACAGCAAUUCGAAAAGUGGAAUUUGCUCCGAAAGAAUAGUAAAAUUGGCUAAAAAUACACAAAAAAUUCAGACACAGUUAAAGUUUCAAUUUGUACAAAUACACGGAAAAAGUAAAUGGUAAAUUUUGCUAUUAUAUAAAAAAAACCUAAAUUAUUUGAAAAUUUUUGCGCAUUUCUAUGACAACUUUUACUAUUUCCGGAGUAAAUACUAUUAUGUCAUCAGUAAAUUUUAGCAAAAAAUAAAAUUUACUUUGAACAUAGCAAAAUUUGCUUUAAAAUUAGUAAAAAUUGCUAGAAAUACGCAAAAAAUUUUAGUACUAAAAAUUUCAAUUUUUGAAAACACAAAGAAAAUUAUAGGCAACCUUUAUUAUUUAUCAAAGUAAAAAUUAAACUACCUGAAAUUUUUUUAAUGAAAUUCUUUCUGGUAAUUUUUACUUUUUUCUGAGUAAAUUUUAUCACGUAGCAAAAUUUGUUCCGGAAUCAUAGUUAAAAAUUGUAAGAAAUACACAAAGAUUUCAGACAUUUUAACUUUUAAUUUGUAAAUUACAGGAAAAAAUUUAAAAAAGUAAUUUCUACUAUUUUCAUUGUAAAAUCAAAUGUUUCCACAAUUUCUAAUCAUGUCUAAAAAUUUUUACUAUUCCAAAAAAAAAGUUUACUAUCUCUAAAGUAAAUUUCAGUGAAAAUUAGUAAAAUUUACUCCGGGAUUAAUAAAAAUUACCAAAAAUUCCACAUUUUAGAUUUUUUACUAUUCAAAUAAUAAAAAUUACUCUGAAUUUGUCGUCAUUCUAAAAAAAAGCACUCUUUUACAAA
Molecule: messenger RNA, 3443 nt
Organism: Leptopilina heterotoma
Lineage: Eukaryota; Metazoa; Arthropoda; Insecta; Hymenoptera; Figitidae
Gene: bib
Product: neurogenic protein big brain
Exons: 4
Coding region: 429-2213 (594 amino acids)
Biological process (GO): transmembrane transport
Cellular component (GO): plasma membrane
Molecular function (GO): water channel activity
Source: RefSeq, a predicted model, not a curated record